AUGUAUGAGAAUGAUGGAGCAAUUGGCAAUCAAAUACCAACAAAACCUCCAACCACGGCCUCAUUGAGCGACAUAUGUACAAACCUCACCGAUUCAUUGGGACACAGUGCAUCCCCGCUGAGUCAUGUCUCUUUUCUUUCAAACAAUAAGAAAAAUACUUCAGGAGCAACAUCAUCAACAGUUUCCUCAUCAUCCCCCAUCUUAGCAGCUUCCUCACUCAUCUCGCAACCACCACCAUCGCCAACAUCUGAAGCAACAUCCCUGCCAACCAUGCCAUUGCCCUUAAUAUCAUCGCAGGUACAUCAAGGACAUCAAAGCAUUCAUUCACCCCUACCGCAGCAAGAAAACGAUUUCCGGCAUACGCCAAAUAGAAAUCUUUGGGUUAACGAUAUACCACCAGGAGAAGAUUUAAGGCACACAUGCAAAGGCGUUCUCAGCGAUAGGUCGUCCUUCUUUGACAUUCCCGUACCAUCUACACACCCUUACUGCUACAGAUUUUCCACCGCACCACAUCUCGUCAAAAGGGAACCAGUCGAGGGAUGGCACACCUCAUACCCAGAUCGGCUCUUUACGGAUCAGAUUUACAGUAAUAUGAAAUCAGUUGUAACACAGACUGUGUGUGGGUCUCAAGGAAUCUCCUCGAGUCACCCUUCAAUAUACCCCGACUCCACGUCUCACAUAAACCACUCCCCCAUUGUGUCCACUGGGAAUCACCAUCAUCACUUGGUAGAGUCAUCUCAGCACAAUUACCAACAAAGCUACAACCUACGCUCAAAUUCCGAUACCACAGCCGCUGUUACGUCCACAGAACCCGAUUAUAUCCCUUCCUGCGGAGGAUCAAACAAUAAUUCCGCCGCUGUUACCAUUCAUCCGUCAAAUACAACCAUCCACCAGCGACGUGGAUCUCUGCAGUUGUGGCAAUUUCUUGUGGCACUCUUGGAUGAGCCAACUGCAAGUGCCGGAUGCAUAGCAUGGACAGGACGAGGGAUGGAAUUUAAAUUGGUUGAACCUGAAGAAGUUGCCAGGAGGUGGGGUAUUCAGAAGAAUCGACCAGCAAUGAAUUAUGAUAAAUUAUCACGGAGUCUACGGUAUUACUAUGAAAAAGGAAUAAUGCAAAAAGUCGCAGGGGAGCGAUAUGUUUACAAGUUUGUCUGUGAUCCCGAGGCCCUGUUCAACAUGGCAUAUGGCUCAAAUACCGGUGCGAAUGUGGAUACCCAGAGCAAUUCCUUAGCAUUACCAACCCGCAAUGAUUCGGGUCAUUUACAAAAUGGACUACCAACGACUACGGAAACUACCACCUUUGUACAAAAUCGCACAAGCUCCACAUACUACUCCUACCCCUAUCAUCACAUUUCUAAGGAUCAAUCAAAUGAAAUGUACUCAACUAAUUUGUUACGAACACCCUGA
Messenger RNA from Lutzomyia longipalpis, 1407 nucleotides. RefSeq lists its product as uncharacterized. Gene Ontology annotation, cellular component: nucleus. NCBI's taxonomy places the organism in Eukaryota, Metazoa, Arthropoda, Insecta, Diptera, Psychodidae. Bases 1 to 1407 code for a protein of 468 amino acids. Gene Ontology annotation, biological process: cell differentiation; regulation of transcription by RNA polymerase II. The record is from RefSeq and is a predicted model, not a curated record. The transcript has 7 exons. Gene Ontology annotation, molecular function: sequence-specific DNA binding; DNA-binding transcription factor activity, RNA polymerase II-specific.